AUGAGCUACUUGCAAUCUGAUUGCAUCACCUGUUUGUAGAUAAACUUCAACAGAGUAUUAAAUGAAUAAUCUUUUGAAUGGACAUUCACAAUCUAAUAUUUUCAUUUACUAAUAAAACCCAACAACACGAUUGUCGAGAAAACCAAAAGGACUACUAAUAUAAUAGGCUACUGAAAACCCGGUUACUUUUGAUUCCAAUUACUAAAAUGACCUUGAACACGGAGUCGCCGUCAACGAGCAACCGAGAUUGGUUUUUCCCUUCACAAUCGUUCAACGUUCCCCGAAGUCCGGCCCGGAGAUUCUCUUCUCCUUACCCUCGAACAACGACAUCCUUUCAGAAUUUUACUUCUCCUCUGGCUGUACCCCGAACUCUACGACGCCGUAUUAGUCACCGGCACCGGAUUCAGAACUCUGCUGGUGCUACCACAGAUGAAAUCGGCGGAAAGUCUAACGAUGCCGUUCUCAUCCAGUCAGAGGAAUGUCCAAGCUCCGGGAACAAAACGACAACGUCGGCUCAUAAGAAAUAUACCGACUUUGUUCGUUGGCGAAUGGCGUGCGUUAUUGCAAUGGUGGUGGUUUGCUUUACAUCUCUUCUACACAAAAACUUUUCUCUGCAAUAUCAAGUUAGUGAUUUGCAGGUAACUUCCAAUAUCAAGAUUUCUGACAUGCAUAUAAUUGUGUAUGUAAGUACGUUAGCAAGUUCGUGUGGAAGUUAUACGACGUUGAUACAAUGAUAAAAUUACUACUUCUUCCAAAGGCUAAAAAGUUACAAUGACCAUGUUGAUUCCAUUUGUACCUCACUGUUAUUAUUUGAAAAGUUCAAACGUUUUUCCUCGACUCCGGUUUUCUUAAACGUCUUUUAUGCAUUUUAGUUUUUCUUUUUCUAAAUUUGGUCUGUACUACUAUAAGAUUUCUAUAUAUGUAAAUCUUAUUUUCCAAAAAUCAAAGGCAAUACUGGCCAAGGUCAACCAUAAAUAGAUAUUUUUACCUCACUUCAAGCCCCAUCAUUAUUUUUUGAGGCGGAAGGGGUGAUCUAUUAUUUAUUGGACUGCCAGAAUAACCCCAGGAAGGAAAGGGGAAGGAAACACCAGGUAGGAAUUGAACAUGUUCAAAAUAAAUAAAAAUAAAGUAAAAAAAUGCUCCCAGGCAUGAAUUUCAAGGAAAGAGCCUAAAAACUCUUUCCGGUGAAUUUCCUUUUUCCGAUGGCUCUUCUUGUUGUUUUCAGCUUAGUUUUCGUCAAUCAUUCAUCAGUAAUUGCUUUAGAAACUUUGUUCGUUUUUAUAUCAUAUUUUAAUUCAUGGUUAAUAGAAUUUAUUUCAAUAGUGGUGGGAAAUCCUUUGAUAUCAUAGAAAUCAAAGGUCUAGAUGAGGUUUGGUUUGAGUGGGUGGAGCGUAAGUCAAACUACAUGAGGAAAAUGACUUUAAGCAGGAAAGUCAUGCUGUGGAUUUGUGGAUUACUGCACAUUGCAUUUGAAGGAAGGGGAAAUGACCUUAGGAGAUGGAAGAUCACAUGUACACCUUUUUCUGCGCUAAAAAAUACAGCGAUUAUGGCAAAUUCAUUAGUAUUGUAGCAGUUCAGGGGGAGCGCAGGGCCGUAAUCAUUUUGCCAGAAAUAACAUUUAAUGGAGGGUGGAGAGAUUUUGCUCUUAAGAUUGAAAGGUUCAUAAAUAGGGAGGUCCCAGUCAUUCAAAGGUUGAGAAUCCCAGUGAAGCAAAUUCCUCCCAAGUCAGAUGAAAAUCAUGCUUAUUUGGAGGCUUUCAGAACUGACAAAUGGAAAGCGAAAGGAUCCUCAACAUCUGCUAUUGCUCCCAGCACUAAUCGCAUCACGGUAGUAGGGCUUGAAAUCUCGGAUUACGACGUGUUCUCCAGAUGCCUGGUUGGAAGCUUCAAAGCUUCUAAAGAACUUCCAACUCUAUCUGACAUUCGAAGAUGGGCUAACAGUAAAUGGAGCUCAAUCCCAGGGGUACAAAUGUAUGGAAUGCAUGGCUCCAAAUUCCUUUUCGAAUUUCCCUCAGGGAAAUUGGCAGAACACAUCAGAGUAGGAGAAUGGAAAUGGAGAAAUCUGCUGAUGAAUUUUGACUGGUGGACGCCAACGACUGGAUGUCUCCCUGCCGGCGCUACUCUCGAUUGGGUAUGGGUGAGACUUCUGGAGUUCCUCUUCAUCUCUGGUAUCAAGACAUCUUCAUACAAAUUGGGGACAAAUGUGGGGGUUGGAUCGAAACUGAAGAAGAAACCACCUUGAGAAAUCAUCUAAAGUGGGUCCGCAUUAAAAGUCAAGGGUCCUUUAGAGCAGAUCCCUAAAUCUAUCGAGCUUGAAAAAAAUGGUGUAGUCUACACUAUUCCGGUGUGGUGUGAGGCUUCGGCGAGCUAGAAUUUUACUAGCAAAGAUGAAAAGCUAGAAGGAGGGUUCGUGGGGAGUAGACUUAUAGCUGGGUCUACAGAUGAGGGGUUGGUGCACAAGGUUCAAGGGACAGCUGGUUCAGACUCAAAUUUGAAAAUAAGGGAAGAUACUAUCAUGGGGCCUGUAAUUAAAGGGGGCCCUACUGAACUGGGCCAAGGAGUUCAACUUACAAAGUUCAAUCUGGGUCUUUCAAAAAGCCCAGAAAUGGGGAAUAAGGUCUAGCUUUCAAACAAAUUUGAUAUUCUCGAUACAGAUAUAAGUGGAGAUCCAUUGAUGGAUGAGAUUACUUCAAACCAGGUGCUAAGGGAUUCUGAACUUUGGAACAAACCAAAGCAGUAGCUGCCCAGAAUUGGCAUGCUGAAUCCUGGUGUAACCGCACCUGCGGACAAGGCACGCAGGUGCGCUUCCGCAGAAGCGAAGAAAUCACCUGCGGUCCUUUUGCCGCUUCUGCUCCUCCGUUUCUGCGGAGGAUUACUCGCAGGUGCGGCUCUCCCCCAAGGCCAGCUCCUUCGCUUCUGCGCUCCUUCACCGUAGGUGCGCAUCAGCUUCUGCGUAAAAUCAUCCGCACCUGCGGACUCUAACUCUCUCUCUCUCUUCUUAUAAAAGAUGACAGGGAAACAAUUAUGAUGGGGGAUUUCACUCCUUUCUCUUUUAGUGCCAUGAAUCCCCUGCAGAUAUUUGAUUUUAAUGAUCAGGAAAAUUGGUUGGUGGACGAAGCUGAUCCUUUGGACACUCACUUUCUCAAAGCUGAGUCAGAUGCUCCUUAUGGGUUCAUAAAAAUAUUUUAAAGAUGAGCAAGUCUUAUGGGGUAAAUUUUCAGGGGUGUGAAGAAGAAGCACUAUCACUCUUCAUGAAAAUUGAUAGGCGUAGGCAAGAGAAAAGAUUGGAGACUGCUAUGAAAACAGUAUCUACUCCAAUUAGGAAGAAGGGGGGUGUGGAGGUCCAAAAUCUAGUUUUCAACAUGAACUUUUCAGAAUCAAGCUCAAAGGAAAAGGGGAAAUCCAUCAGCAAUGGUUUUCAAUGAAAUUAAAAAUCUUAUCCUGGAAUGUUAGGGGAUUGAAUCGAAGAGACGAGAUCUGUAGUCAAAAUGUUAAUAGAGAAAUGGAAGGCGGAUAUUUAUUGUUUACUGUCACGACCCAAAACUCAGCCUGUCGUGAUGGCGCCUAACGUGGUACUAGGCAAACCGACACUUCAAAAUACUUCCACAUGUUUUAAAUGAAAAAUAAGAAUAACACAGGUUUUAAUCAACAAAACUCUAAAAAUGGAUAGAAAGUCAAAACCAAUACAGAAAUUCCCAUCAUCGGGGUCUCACUGAGUACAUGAGCGUCUAAACAUCACAAAUCUGGGAGUAUUGUCUAUAAUAGUCUGAAAGUAAAUACAUAAAACGAAAAGAUAGGGAAGGAGAUACAAGGUCUGCGAAGCGCCGCUACCUUGAACCCUCCCAAAAGAUCAACUGCACGAAGUAAUCAACACUGAAACACCUGGAUCUGCACACGAAGUGCAGGGUGUAGCAUGAGUACAACCA
Nicotiana tabacum (common tobacco) is the source of this 3925-nucleotide messenger RNA. The record is from RefSeq and is a predicted model, not a curated record. NCBI's taxonomy places the organism in Eukaryota, Viridiplantae, Streptophyta, Magnoliopsida, Solanales, Solanaceae.